Messenger RNA from Miniopterus natalensis, 2587 nucleotides. RefSeq names its product zinc finger protein 79 (gene ZNF79). Lineage: Eukaryota; Metazoa; Chordata; Mammalia; Chiroptera; Miniopteridae. Gene Ontology annotation, molecular function: DNA-binding transcription factor activity, RNA polymerase II-specific; RNA polymerase II cis-regulatory region sequence-specific DNA binding. Gene Ontology annotation, cellular component: nucleus. Gene Ontology annotation, biological process: regulation of transcription by RNA polymerase II. The record is from RefSeq and is a predicted model, not a curated record.
GACCAAGACAUGGUACUGUGGGAACCCCUCUCCCAAUGCACUGACCAGAAAGGCCUGCUUGCAGACUUGCCCGUCCUGGGGAAAAGUGAAAAGAAAAAAAAAAGGUUUAAAAGGCACCUAGACUAUACAGGAAGGAAAUCCAUUUACUAACCCUAGAGCAUCUGCUAAAUGGGAGGGGAACUACAGGAAGGGAGAGCACCAUUUGUUGCCCACCCACUCCCCCUGAAUCACAUGGGCAGGAGCACAAUCCAGGCACUCUAGCCAGCCAGCCAAGGCUGUCAGAGUGCACACCAGGAUCUAGGUCCAAACCAGCUCCAUGGCUUGUCCCCAAGAGUCCCCACAGCCUGCAGUUGCUCCAAUUAUAACUCCAGGCUCCCGUGCAAUAGAGCUUACCUCUGAGAUUCCCUGUGGCCUGCUUCAGCUUCCAGCUGGCCUUCCAAGGUGGUCCUGGCAUGACUCACACCUGUCCCAACAGCUCCAGGAUCUGGAAUGGCUUGACCUCUGGACUCAUGGCCUGAUCCUGCUCCAACUGAUCUGCCAAGGUGGUCCCAGCACAGCUUGCCCCCAGGACUCCCUGUGGCUCACACCUGCUACAGCUAAAGCUCCAGGCCCCAUUGUGGCUUGCCCCUGGACUCCCCUCAGUCUAAGCCCCUCCAACUGGCCUGUCAAGGCACCCCAAAGCACCUGUCCUCGAGACUCCCUGCAGCCCAACCCCACUCCAACUACCGCUCCAGCCAAUCUGCCAAGGCAACCCCAAUGAGGCUUCACCCUGGAACCCCCUGUGGGCUCAACUGGUUCCAACUAGAGCCCCAGCAAAUCUGCUAAGGCGGCCCAGGCGAGGCUUGCCCACAGGACUCCACACAGCCCAUGACUGCUUUAGCUUCACCCAGCCUGCCAAGGCAGCCCCAGUGUGGCUUGCCCCUAGCCUCCCUGCAUUCCACACCCCAAGCUCCAACUGACCUGCCAAACAUACAGGGCUAUACAAAGGGGGAAAAGGGAGCUCCUAUGGAAGGCCACUCCUUCCAGACACAGAGAAAAUGAGAAAUACGUUCCAAAUGCAAGAAUAAGACAAAACCCCAGGCAGAGAACUAAAUGAGACGGAGACAAGCAAUCUACCAAAUACAGAGUUCAAAACACUGGUUAUAGGACAUUCAGUGAACCCAGGAGAAAAACGGAUGAACUCAGCAAGAACUUCAACAGAGAAAAUAUAAAAAAGAACCAAUGAGAACUGAAGAGUAACUGAAAUGAAAACUAUAGUAGAGGGAAUCAACAGAAGACUUGUUGAUACAGAAGAAGUUAAAUAAUUCAUGUUGCUGCAUCAUACAUCAGCUUUUUAAAGUGAUUUAAACCAGACUGGGAUAUUAUAUCUGAAUCACCACAAGAGCAAGACAUUUCUGAAGAAUCAUUCCAAGACACAAGGGUAGAGAUGCCCCCUGGGGAGUCAGAUCAUAGGAACUGUGAAGGGGGGAAGAGCUUCAACCUGAGACCAGUCCUUUCUCCACAACAGAGAGUUCCUAUGGAAGUGAGACCCCACAAGUGUGAAACAAAGAGCUUCCAGAGGAAACCAUACACAUGCAAUGAAUGUGGCAAAGCCUUCAGUUACUGCUCUUCCCUUUCACAGCAUCAGAAAAGCCACACUGGGGAGAAGCCGUAUGAGUGCAAUGUAUGUGGGAAGGCCUUCAGCCAGAGCUCAUCUCUUAUUCAGCACCAGAGGGUUCACACCGGAGAGAAACCUUAUAAGUGCAGCGAGUGUGGAAGAGCCUUCAGCCAGAACGCAAACCUCACAAAACACCAGCGAACCCACACUGGAGAAAAGCCCUACAAAUGCACCGGGUGUGAGAAAGCCUUCAGUGACUGUUCAGCCCUCAUUCAGCAUCAGAGAAUUCACACUGGAGAGAAGCCCUAUGAAUGCAGUGACUGCGGGAAGACCUUCCGUCACAGUGCCAACCUCACAAACCACCAGAGGACUCACACGGGGGAGAAGCCCUACAAGUGCAGUGAGUGUGGGAAGGCCUUCAGUUACUGUGCAGCCUUUAUUCAGCAUCAAAGGAUCCAUACUGGAGAGAAACCUUACAAAUGCAACACGUGUGGGAAGGCCUUCAGCCAGAGCGCAAAUCUCACCAACCACCAGAGGACUCACACUGGGGAGAAACCCUACAAGUGCAGUGAGUGUGGGAAGGCCUUCAGUCAAAGUACAAAUCUUAUAAUCCACCAAAAGACCCACACUGGGGAGAAGCCAUACAAAUGUAAUGAAUGUGGGAAAUCCUUCAGUGAGAGCUCAGCCCUUAUCCGACACCAUAUAAUUCACACUGGAGAGAAACCCUAUGAAUGCAAUGAGUGUGGCAAAGCAUUUAACCAGAGUUCAUCCCUUAGUCAGCAUCAGAGAAUUCACACUGGUGUGAAACCCUACCAAUGUAAAGAGUGUGGGAAGGCCUUCAGGUGUAGUUCAGCUUUCAUCAGACACCAGAGACUCCAUGCUGGAGAGUAACUGGGAACAAGACGAAUGUGGAUGGGGAACUGACAGGUAGUUUGAAAGCCUCUAGAAACAUGCUUUUGCACCUUUAUAAUAAAGUCACUAUUUUAUGUG